AUGAUUAGACGACAAGCGCCACAGCCGGUGAGGCGGAGCACCCGGAUCCGUCAAAAAACAUCGCCAUACUUCCAAUGCAAGAAAAAAGGAGCGUCUAGUGUCUCAAGAGCCUCGACGAAGCCACAAGGAGCCAACGCUGAGACUGCAGGAAGCAAGAGUCGCCCCACAAAAUUGAAGAGCAAAGCGGCUCCGAAAGCGACGAAGGUCAAGAGCGAGGAUGACGCCGAAUCGAAGCCCGAGGUGGAACGAGUGCACGGUUUGGCGCGGGAGGCCAACUUCUACGGCCUGAUCCAGGAGAUCGUAACGCCCAAUGUCUUUCGCUUGCUCGUAGCAACCUGCUUGCUCAAUCAGACGAAGGGGAGAGCAGCUAUGCCCGUGUUCUGGGAGCUGCUCAGACGCUGGCCGGAUGAGCAUCGCUUGGCGAAAGCAGACUUGGUGGAGCUGACGGACCUGCUUCAACCCAUCGGGCUGCACAACAUCCGCGCACGGCGACUCAUCAAUAUGGCACAGACCAUGGUAGAGAUUCCGUACGAUGAAAAGAACUUGUUCAAGAGUCGAGACAGGACCGCACCAGACACACCGAUUGGCAUCUAUCCAGGUGUCGGACGAUAUGCUAUCGACAGCUGGAGGAUCUUUGUCGCUGGCGGAGGAGCCAGCGUUGGCUUGGACGGUCAGAAACCAGUCAGCCCCUUUGACACAGUGUCGGUCGUUGCGCUGCCCAAGAAGAAAGAGGCGCUUGUUCUGCCUCCUGCUGAACCACGACCCGCUAUCGAGCCAGAGUGGAAGUCUGUUAUGCCUCUCGACAAGGAGCUGCGAGCCUACCUCAUCUGGCGAUGGGCUCAGGAAGGGCAGCAAUGGGAUCCACUGCGCGGCGUCGUCCCGGCCUCGUCCGAUUCUCAGUGA
This is a messenger RNA of Kalmanozyma brasiliensis GHG001, 903 nucleotides long. RefSeq names its product HhH-GPD domain protein. Gene Ontology annotation, biological process: base-excision repair. The transcript has a single exon. Gene Ontology annotation, cellular component: nucleus. The record is from RefSeq and is a predicted model, not a curated record. Gene Ontology annotation, molecular function: DNA binding; catalytic activity. The coding region runs from base 1 to 903 and encodes 300 amino acids. NCBI's taxonomy places the organism in Eukaryota, Fungi, Basidiomycota, Ustilaginomycetes, Ustilaginales.